Fusarium graminearum PH-1 is the source of this 534-nucleotide messenger RNA. RefSeq lists its product as uncharacterized. NCBI's taxonomy places the organism in Eukaryota, Fungi, Ascomycota, Sordariomycetes, Hypocreales, Nectriaceae. The coding region runs from base 1 to 534 and encodes 177 amino acids. The record is from RefSeq and is a predicted model, not a curated record. The transcript has a single exon.
AUGGGCCCCGGCGGCUUUGGCGGCCCUGGAGGCGGCGGUUAUCGCGGUGGACCCCGAGGUUUCGAUGGCGGACGCGGUCGUGGUGGCCACCGAGGAGGGUUUGGCGGCCGCGGGGGAGGUUUCCGAAGCGGUGGUGGCGAUUUCAGUCGCGGUGGUGACCGCGGCGGAUACGGCGCUCCUAGCGAUGCUCCCUCUGGACCUGGUUUCGAUCGUAGAAAUGGCGGCGGCCAUGGCGACCGUGACCGCGGCGACCGAGGUGACCGAAGGGGUGACCGAGGCCCUGGUGGGUAUGAUUCUCGAGGCGGUGGUCGCUCAUAUGACGACAGACAAGGCGGUGGCCAUCGCGACGGUGGCCGAUACGGCGGAGAACGCGAGAACAGACGCACCGGAAGCAACAAUGAACCCAUCGGUCGACGAGAAGGUGGGUAUCGCGAGAGGGACCGAGACUACGACAGACCUCGUGAUGAUGACGGUGGCCGCAAGCGUGGUUAUGACGGUGGCUACGAAGAUCCCCGAAAGUUGCGACGUUACUGA